AUGGGCUUAAAAUUCAUCUUGGGGACAAGCAUCCUUGUUCAGGCUGCUCUAGCAGCUUGCACCAAUGGCUCAUACACCAAGAACGGCCUGUCGUGGUCUUCAAAGCUGCGAAUGAACCAGAUCCAGGUCAUCGGCACUCAUAAUAGUUACCAUGUUGAGUCAAGCUUGGAGGAAAAGCCUGUCCAGGCUCUGCUACUCCCCAACGUUCAGAAUUAUUAUUAUGCCCACCCAAGCCUAGAUCUCCAGCUGGAAUAUCAGAGUAUAAGGAAUUUAGAGCUUGACAUUUUCGCGGAUCCAGACGGUGGCAAGUAUGCCACUCCUCUCAUCCGCAAGCUUACAGGCUUGCCGUUUCCGCCUGAGUCGUCUUGGAAGGAACCUGGUGUCAAAGUCCUGCAUGUCUCAGAUGCGGACAUCAACACCAGCUGCAAUACUUUGAUUGGCUGCCUCAAGAUUGUGAAGGAGUGGUCCGACGCGCACCCGAAGCACGUCCCCAUACCAUUCAUGAUGGAGUUCAAGACGGCUAGCGACGAUAUGGCUUACCUUGGAGGUGUUACUCCGAUUGCCUGGAACAACACCGAGCUCUUGGCUGGUCUCGAUGACGAGAUCCGAUCAGUGUUUGGGGAAGAUAAGUUGGUCACCCCUGAUGACAUUCGGCGCGAGGGCAUGACUCUAGAAGAGUCCGUCUUGAAGUACGGAUGGCCGGAUCUAGAAUCAGCUCGCGGUCGAGUGUUCUUCCUUAUGGAUAAUGGCCCAGUUCACCCCGUGCGCGACGCAUACACUCUUGACAAGCCAAAUCUAGAGGGCCGUGUGAUUUUCACCAACUCUGCACCCGGCAACUCCGAUUGCGCUUUCCAGAAGUUGAAUGAACCAAGGGGCGAUGAGCAGCAGAGCAACAUUCAAGCGCAGGUCAAGGCUGGUUAUUGGGUUCGCACUCGUUCAGACGUCCCGAUCGAGACACUCCUUUCCAAUGACACAACCGCCAUGCGCGAGAUGGCUUUCUCGAGCGGCGCGCAGAUUGUCUCGACUGACUAUCCCAGCUACGGCAUGAGCGACCGCUGGCAUGUAUCUUACGCGGUGAGAUUUCCUGGUGGCAAGUCUGCUGUGUGCAACCCUAUCAAUGCGCCGGAGAGCUGCGCGAAGCUUGAGUUGGAGCCUGCUGAGUACGUUCAGCAUUGA
This is a messenger RNA of Phaeoacremonium minimum UCRPA7, 1176 nucleotides long. Its product is annotated as putative acid phosphatase protein. The transcript is spliced from 5 exons. Gene Ontology annotation, biological process: lipid metabolic process. The coding region runs from base 1 to 1176 and encodes 391 amino acids. The record is from RefSeq and is a predicted model, not a curated record. Gene Ontology annotation, molecular function: phosphoric diester hydrolase activity. NCBI's taxonomy places the organism in Eukaryota, Fungi, Ascomycota, Sordariomycetes, Togniniales, Togniniaceae.